AUGGCAGCGGCCUCGCUGCACCGGAGGUGGCGCACGGCGUCCCGCUCUGCGCGACGCGGCGAAGUCGUACUAGCACGGACGGGCAGCGCCACAGGAGCUGCGGGCCAGCACGAGGCCACGAGGGUGCGCACGCGCUCGCACGACACCGGGCCACAGACGACGACGGACAGCACGGCCACGGUGGCCACGCGGUGGUGCGGCUUGCCGGAGCAAGGGAGCGGACGCCAGGGUCCGCACGCGGGGAAGGGCCGGGACAGCGGCGACCACGGCCAGGGCUGCGCCGGCGGGAGAGCAUGGCGGGGCUCCGGCCACGGCAGACCCAGCGAGGAAGGCGCGCAGAGGCGAGUGGAAACGACGGCAGGUGGAAACGGAAAGUGCUCGGGAGGCAGCCAUGCGAGGCCGCAGCAGAGUGCUCGCGAGGAGGGGAAGGGCAUGACUGAGAGCUUGGGAGUGGCUGCAGGACAGGAGGAGUGGCAGCCUGGUGGAGAAAAAGGAACGGCAGCCGCACCUCCUCCACUGACUCUGUCACUGCGACGAAGAGGACGGAAGCAUGAAAGAGACUGA
Miscanthus lutarioriparius is the source of this 564-nucleotide messenger RNA. NCBI's taxonomy places the organism in Eukaryota, Viridiplantae, Streptophyta, Magnoliopsida, Poales, Poaceae. The record is from the annotation of a GenBank genome assembly.